AUGGUGAAGCAGAUUGAGAGGAGGUAUGCUUUUCAGAAAGCCUCAAACAGUGCAGGAGAUAAACUUGUAGUAGUUGACUUCUCAGAUACAUGGUGUGGACCUUGCAAAAUGAUCAAGCGUUUCUUUCAUUACCGUUAUGAGAAAUAUUCCAACAAUGUUGCUUCAGAGCAUGAAGCCAAAUGUAUGACAGCCUUCCAGUUUUUUAAAAAGGGACAAAAGGUGAGUGAAUUAUCUGGAGCUGAUAAGGAAAAACUUGAAGGCACCAUUAGUGAAUUAAUCUAA
Puma concolor (puma) is the source of this 282-nucleotide messenger RNA. NCBI's taxonomy places the organism in Eukaryota, Metazoa, Chordata, Mammalia, Carnivora, Felidae. The record is from RefSeq and is a predicted model, not a curated record.